Molecule: messenger RNA, 1182 nt
Organism: Lipotes vexillifer (Yangtze River dolphin)
Lineage: Eukaryota; Metazoa; Chordata; Mammalia; Artiodactyla; Lipotidae
Gene: SERPINB3
Product: serpin family B member 3
Exons: 7
Coding region: 1-1182 (393 amino acids)
Biological process (GO): negative regulation of endopeptidase activity
Molecular function (GO): serine-type endopeptidase inhibitor activity
Source: RefSeq, a predicted model, not a curated record
AUGAGUUCACUCGGUGAAGGAAUCAUCCACUUUGCAGUCGACCUGUUCCAACAGAUCAGACAAUCAGAGAAGGGAAAUAUCUUCUAUUCCCCUUUGAGUAUCAUGUCCAGCUUAGCCAUGACUUCCUUGGGGGCCCGAGAACACACCGCAUCAGAAAUCCAGAAGGUCCUGCACGAGAAUGAAAUUGCAGAGAACACAAGAGGAGGAGGAGCUACAAAUGAUCCCGUUGAAAAGCCACGAAAUAUUCAUCAUCAAUUUCAAAACCUUCUGACUGAGUUUAAGAAACCCACUGAUGCCUAUGAGCUGAACAUAGCCAACAGGCUCUAUGGAGAAAAGACUGUUCUGUUUCUUCAGGCAUACAUGGAUAAUGUUAAGGAAUUUUACCUAGCCAGCGUGGAAUCUGCUGAUUUUGUCAAUGCUGCAGAAGAAAGUCGGAAGAUGAUUAAUUCCUGGGUGGAAAGCCAAACUAAUGAAAAAAUCAAGGAUCUCUUUCCCGAAGACUCUGUUGGUGCAUUGACCGUUCUGGUUCUGGUGAACGCAGUCUAUUUCAAAGGGAAGUGGCACAAGGAAUUUAAGAAAGAAAAUACUGGGGAGGAAAAAUUUUGGCUGAACAAGGAUACAAGCAAAUCUGUGCAGAUGAUGAAACAAACUGACCUUUUCAAUUUCACGUCACUGGAGGACAUGCAAGUCAAGAUCCUGGAAAUACCGUACAAAGACCAAGAGCUAAGCAUGUUGCUGCUGCUGCCCAAUGAAGUGGAUGGUCUGCAGAAGCUUGAAGAUCAACUCACUGCUGAGAAGUUAAUAGAGUGGACGAGCCCACAGAAUAUGAACCAGAGUGCAAUGGAGUUACACCUACCUCGGUUCAAAGUGGAUGAGACCUAUGACCUCAAGCCCAUGCUGAGAGCCCUGGGGAUGGUGGACGCCUUCAGUGAGGGGAAAGCCGACUUCUCAGGCAUGAGCAGGGAACAAGAUCUGGUGGUAUCGAAAGCCCUCCACAAGUCCUUCGUGGAUGUGAAUGAAGAGGGUACAGAGGCUGCAGUUUCGACUGGAAUAGAAAUUAGUAUAAGACUAACACUACAGGCAGACAGUUUCCACUGUGACCACCCUUUCCUGUUCCUCAUCAAGCACAACAAGACCAACAGCCUCCUCUUCUAUGGCAGAGUCUCUUCCCCUGAGGUGUGA